CUCCACCAUUCUCCAGUCCUGUCCAGUGGUGGUGCAAGCACCGGCUGGUUGCCGCCGUCCCCUUGCUCUCUCGCUGCCUCAUCGGCGGCCGUGGCUGGGGGGAACUAACUGCUAGUGGCCUCUUCGGCGCCAGAUUUCGCAUCUGAGUUGACGUCGAUGCCUCUCCCUCUCCUUCCAGCAUUCUCGACGGUUCAGGAAGGUAAGCUGGAACUGAAGUAGGCAAUGGAAAGUAUUUUGCUUUUUAUCUUGUUGUGCUGUGAAAUUCAAUGGGUCAACGUUUCGGACCAUGAAUUGCAAUUGCCUGAUAUAUAUAACUCAAGCUGUUUCGCCUGGAUUAGAUGUAUUCUGCCGCGGCUGCUGGUUGGAUAAGCGGUUUAUGUUAAUUAGUCGUUGUUGCCGUGGGAACAACAGUUGGUAGUUUUUGGUUCCUUCUUGCUGCUACCGUGUUCAAUGCUCUCCUUGAUCUGCAUGUUACCGUUUGUUAUUUGGAUUCUAACCUUGCUUCUUUGCUGACUUGUCUGUGGGCAGAGUUAAAUGGAGGCAGGAUUGACAGAGCGUAGUGACGAGAAGGGUGAAGAAGAGUAUGUACUACUUGACCUUGAUGCGGUCAUGGAGCACGUUAGCAUUCGGCCAGAUACGCCAUAUGUUCUUACUGGUCUGGACACGUUGAACCCAAUGCUGAUUAUAGAUGGCAAAGUGAAGCUGAUUGGAGAAUAUGAAGAGACAAUAGGAACUUGCUUGGUUUUCUCAGAAAACGAGGCCCCUGUCCUGCAUAAAGAGACUGGACCAUCGGAUGCGAAUCUCUUCUCAGGGAGAUGCAUAGUGGAUCCAAAUCAAGUACCGUCCAAGGAAGUGAAACCGGUUGCUCGUCUUCAAAAGGUCCUCAAGUUUAGGUUGUUGCUAGAUGGUGUAGAUGAUGCUCAACAAGAUCACCCAUCAACUGAUUGAUGCCUGGCGAAAACUGAACUUGAUAAGUUUGGCCAAAUUCUUGCAGAGGCCCCUGUCCUGCAUAAAGAGACUGGACCAUCGGAUGCGAAUCUCUUCUCAGGGAGAUGCAUAGUGGAUCCAAAUCAAGUACCGUCCAAGGAAGUGAAACCGGUUGCUCGUCUUCAAAAGGUCCUCAAGUUUAGGUUGUUGCUAGAUGGUGUAGAUGAUGCUCAACAAGAUCACCCAUCAACUGAAGGAAAUGCUUCGAACCAAUCAACAGCUGCUCAAAACUGAAGGCGAGCAGUUGAUAUGAUUACAGCAGCAAAACCUACUUACGGGUAAUCAUGUGGAGAACAACCUGUUAACUUUGAGCUUUUAUGUGAAUAGAACUGGGUUGAUGGUUUAUUUUAUGUUCUAAAGGUCUCGCCUUCACCGUCACUUUCCUCUCAAGUAACCGUUAUAUAAUCGUUACUUGAGAGAUAGGCCAACUUGCAUACAUGAAGCUGGAAUUAAACACAACAAACGCAUACAACACAUUGAAACGAAACACACAAAGCAAACAAAGUGAAAGAAACAUAAGCAAAAUUUUAACGCACACAAUCACGGUUGCCGGUUGAGACCAUCGCGACGUUAUUUAGUUUAGUUUAGAGUCUAGAGACCAGCUAGCCUUCACCCCUAUUGUUGAGAUAGUCGUUGAUCAUUCAGAUGACGAGCUUCUCGUCCUUGGUUUCGUACUUGAAGUUGAAGGAAUUUGAUGCCAGUGUAGACACCAUCAUCCAUUUAGUAAGUAACUGUAACUUGGUUGCCGUUGGUGAGACGCGCGUGAGUGUCCUUUUGGGUAUAGGAGAAGGGGACGUCACAAGAACCUCUGGUUGGCAACAGAUUGAUUCGAGUCGAACUCAUGGGAGCCAUCAUGAGACCUUGUAAUGAAUGAUGUGUGAUUUUAUUGCAGAGGCACAUAAUGUGUCAACAAAAUCAACUGUAGUACAGAAAAAUAUUAAUAGACAAAUUAACGCUUGUCAACAAAAUCAAUUCUAGUACAGAAAAAUAUUAAUAGAGAGUUAAAAUCAUAUAUGUCCAACUUACAGAAAAUCUCAUAUCAAAUGUAGUCUACAAGUUCGCUUAAUUAUAACAUCGGCUAGCUAGUGCUUCGAAGAGGAUGGAAAGACUGGGCGAAGUCUGUGUUCCACGAUGGAGACUGAACAAGUUUUCACCGUUCACGAGAGGGGAAAAUGUUAUGCCGAAGUUCCAAGAUCUUGAAUGAUUGCUGAGAUGAUGUGGUACGUAAGAGCAUGAUUUUAACUACUUGAAAAACAACCUGUGGAAGACUGGAAGGGAGUAGGGGUGGGCAUGCGGUUCAGUUUUACCGAACCGAACAAAAACCGAUCGAAACCGAAAUAACCCUUAUUAGGUUCGGAAUUCGGAGGGGAAUAUGCAACAUUUCGGGAGCCAGGUCCGUUUGAACCGAACCGAAAAAUCGAACUGCCGACCGAAUUUCCCAAAUCUAAAUUAGCUACCCAGCCCAAGACUCUAGUGCCCAAGCCCAACCCUCUCUGCUCCUAGCCCAAUCCUCACUGACCCAAUGCCCAGCCCACCCACACCCAACAAAACAACUCCCUUGGC
Molecule: messenger RNA, 2550 nt
Organism: Linum trigynum
Lineage: Eukaryota; Viridiplantae; Streptophyta; Magnoliopsida; Malpighiales; Linaceae
Source: the annotation of a GenBank genome assembly